Molecule: messenger RNA, 1430 nt
Organism: Mytilus californianus (California mussel)
Lineage: Eukaryota; Metazoa; Mollusca; Bivalvia; Mytilida; Mytilidae
Exons: 2
Coding region: 107-1147 (346 amino acids)
Biological process (GO): G protein-coupled receptor signaling pathway
Cellular component (GO): membrane
Molecular function (GO): G protein-coupled receptor activity
Source: RefSeq, a predicted model, not a curated record
CCUGUUUAAUGACAACAUUUUGGUAGAUCUUUCGGUUGCAGUUCAAACGUUUUUCUCGCUUUUUUACUUCAACAGAGCUUGUAAGAGACGGAUAUUCUUAAGCAGUAUGACUUCAAAUAAAAAGUCGUCCAGAUGGGAUGAUUUCUUUGGAAAUUUGUUAAAUGGAGGCGAUAAAAAGACCAACUAUAACCACGAGGACGACAUAUCUUCAAGUGAAAUAUUAGGGAUAUGUUACACCGUAAUAAAUUCCCUUAUUCUUCUGUCAAACUUGUGGAUUAUAAUGCUUAUCGUCUGCACCAGACUACGUAACAAAGUCUUCUGCUGGAAAAUUGUCAUUUGUUCUGUCGGAGACAUCAUAUUCGGGAUCAUCCUCCCAUUUCAGAUUAUGUCAUCGUUGGAUGAAAGAAGAGCGUGGUACUAUGGUGAACUGUUUUGCAAUAUAUCGCAUUACAUUUCGUCAACCCAUCUCAUGUUCAUCGCAUUAGCUUUGUGUUCGUUAUGUUCUGAUCGUAUCUUGAAAUCUAUUUUGAAACAACGAUGUUGCUUUAUUAGUUGCCACGUGCUUCUGUUUUUAUUACCAUUUGCCGGAGUCUAUUUUGGACUUAUCCCAAUCCUUGUGCGAAGCAACAUCGUAUCAUUUCAAAAUUUUACCGUCUCAGAUGAUAAAUACGCUUUUUGUGAGCCUUCGAAGGACUAUAAAGAGAAGAAAAUUCUAGCCGUAGUCGUCUCUGAAAUUCUUCUUAAUACCAUUUUUCUUCCAGCUUUGCUUCUUCUCGUCAUUUUGGUCAUUUACCGUUAUAGAAAACGUCAGACCAUACAAGACAUUGAAGACAACGAGAACGAGACAAAUCACUCGGCAGUUUCCGUGGACGACACGAAGUUGAUGUCAUCCAGCAUUGUAGUGAUUAUAGUGACGAUUGUCACGGUUGUAUGCACAAUACCGCACAGUGUUCUGUAUUUCUGUUCUCCCGAUUGUCUUUCUGAAAACGAGACUAGAACAACAAAUGAUGCGUUACGACAGUACGUGUAUAUACUAUCGCUGAUACCAUCAGUGGCACGUCCGUAUUUGUGGCUUUUUGAUGUUGACAUACGAUCUUCCGUAAGACACAUUUGUUGCCGUUGUUGCGAAAAUGAUAAAAAGAAAUAAUUGUUUACUGGUACCGUUAAGUGCAGGACAAAACAGACAUUUUGUCAGUUGACAGUUUAACAGCUAGUGUAGAACUUGUUUUUUCAUAUUGUGAGUCUUAAAAAUAGAGAAGUAAAUCUCAAAUGAACAAGCAUAAAAAUAAGAUGUGCAUUUCCUUUGUCAUUUCAUUUUGUUCCCUUCUAACAGAAGUUCCCCUGGAAUCUUUGUUAUAAAUAAUGCCAUAAUAACUGUUCCUUUUGGAACAACAUUUUAAUAUUCUAUACCCUUUAUUCCAUGUAUUCUG